CGUGAGCGGGGCGAGCCUCAUCAUGGCCGGUGAAAGUCCAACAAGCGCGUCGGGUCCUCCUUCCCCUCGUCUCGUCCUCAGCUCACAGGCCCGGAAGCGGGAGAGCCUCAUCAUGGCCCGUGAAAGUCCAACAAGCGCGUCGGGUCCUCCUUCCCCUCGUCUCGUCCUCAGCUCACAGGCCCGGAAGCGGGAGAGCCUCAUCAUGGCCCGUGAAAGUCCAACAAGCGCGUCGGGUCCUCCUUCCCCUCGUCUCGUCCUCAGCUCACAGGCCCGGAAGCGGGAGAGCCUCAUCAUGGCCCGUGAAAGUCCAACAAGCGCGUCGGGUCCUCCUUCCCCUCGUCUCGUCCUCAGCUCACAGGCCCGGACCUAUUGUUUCCGGACAUUUCCGGCCUGGCCGCCUCCAUCGUCCGUCCGCACGAUAUUAUCCUGACUCGCGCCGUGGCUUCGGUGUACAGCCUCGAACGGAAGCGGCUCGCUAAAGUUUUUGCUUUUGUUUAGUUUGAGCCGACGUCGGGAAGAAAACGAGCGAGAUAUCCAUGUCGCUCCCGAGAACAAAUAUUGACUCUGUGACCUUUGGCCCGGCGGCAGUCCUACGAUAAGCUCAGAACACGUGAUGGCGCCAGCUCAGGCGCUGGUGUAUAAAAGACCGAGGGUCGUCGGCUCCGUUCCACGCAGACUCGCGCCCCGCUGCCGGAGCUAUGAAGUGGCCACUGGUGUUGGCAACCGCCAUGACGUGCCUUUCGGCUCAGCCGCCUCGACGCUUGACCAGAGAUGCCGAGACUCAACGGCUGCCAAAGCAAAACGAAACGCGCAACUCGUCAAGCUUGAUGAGCGUCACGUCAAACGUGACCUCCGAUGACACGUCGAAGCUGACGUCGCGGGACACAUCCGCGACUCCGUGGCUCAUCUUGGACUCGACGUCAAACGAAAGUGGGCGCCUUUACGAGCGGAUGGCUUCCAUGGGCUGUAUGCUGCCCACCUGCUCCGUCACAGAUCUCGGGUCCAAGCUUCAAGUCGGGGACGAAACGGCGGGCGGCUCCACGCUCGACCCGGAAGGGUUUGGGAAGAAAUGACGCCGGGCGACCUGCCCCCUCCCCCCAUCUUUGAGUCGUGUGUUUUGCUUGCACAGUUGGCUCAGUGAUGUUUUGUGCAUUGGAAACUGUUUGCUGCAUGGCCAUUGAUUGAUUGAUUGAUUGAUUGAUUGAUUGAUUGAUUGAUUGAUUGAUUGAUUGAUUGAUUGAAGCGUUCCGUGCCAAGUUGAUUUGAUCCUCAAGUCACCUCCACCAAAGUGUGCGUGCUUUGUGGAGAAAUGGACGCAUCGCUAAGAGCUGGUUACUAAAUGUGAAAUAGUAGAACAUUGAAAUAAACACAAAACAAGGCAGAAAGA
This is a messenger RNA of Syngnathus typhle (broad-nosed pipefish), 1387 nucleotides long. RefSeq lists its product as uncharacterized. The transcript has 4 exons. The coding region runs from base 699 to 1073 and encodes 124 amino acids. NCBI's taxonomy places the organism in Eukaryota, Metazoa, Chordata, Actinopteri, Syngnathiformes, Syngnathidae. The record is from RefSeq and is a predicted model, not a curated record.